Molecule: messenger RNA, 5057 nt
Organism: Octopus sinensis (East Asian common octopus)
Lineage: Eukaryota; Metazoa; Mollusca; Cephalopoda; Octopoda; Octopodidae
Product: calpain-15
Exons: 15
Coding region: 384-2855 (823 amino acids)
Biological process (GO): proteolysis
Cellular component (GO): cytoplasm
Molecular function (GO): calcium-dependent cysteine-type endopeptidase activity
Source: RefSeq, a predicted model, not a curated record
UGUAAUAAAGUAUCCGUGUUGUCGUGUCGCCGAAGACUAGAGCUUUGGGCACAAUUGUGUCGCAUUCAUGGAAAAAUAAAUUGUUAAUUUAUUCCUAGCCUCUUCAAUUGAAUGUUAUAAGGCGAAAACAAUUUUUCGAACAGGACAGAAAGGAAAGAAUGUGUGCAAGAAGUGUCAAUGAUGUCAAUUAAUCGAUCGUUUAAUUCUGUUUUAUUAUGAUAAUCAGUAAACCUAACCGACCCUAUCACUUCAAACCCAGCUGUUUAACCACAAAGUCCGGCCUUGGCAAUAGAAAGUCAGCCUCAGUUAUCUGCCCUUGCAGUUAUCAAUUUCUCUCGUCGAUUGCAGUUCGAACCCUCAACCAUCCGAGCUGAUUUGUUGUGAUGGAUGAAAAAUGGGUCUGUUACCGCUGUACUUACAAAAACUCUCCACUCAAUCUACGAUGUAUGAUGUGUGAAACUUUAAGAGAAACCAAUCCCAACACUGGAAAAUGGAAAUGUUUGGCUUGUUCUUUCUCUGGAAACUCACUAUGGUGUCAGUCAUGUGAUAAUUGCGGAAAUUUUCAAGAUGACCUGUUGGCAUCACGUAAAGACCUGGUACCAAAUAAAUUAAGUAAAGAAGAUUUUUGGCAAUGUAAUGUCUGUACCUAUCAUUCUAACAAUUCUAACAGAAGCACAUGCACAAUGUGUGGAACAAUAAAUGACCAUGUUGUAAAUUCUGGAAAAACAUGGACAUGCUCUGCAUGUACAUUAUUAAAUCCAAUUAGUGCCAAACAAUGUGAAGUAUGUGAUACACCAAUUUCAGAGGAGAGCUCUUUAAGCAAAUGGACAUGUCCUGUUUGUACUUGUGAUAAUUUUAAUACUCUUACAUGUAGAUUUUGCCAUUCUGAAAAAGUGUUGUCUAAUGUUGUGAAAAUGGAAUGCAAAUGGCAAUGUAGUGAGUGCAUGCAUUUGAACAGUAAUUCAAGGCCAGAAUGUUUGUUAUGUAAGUCUUUACAUAAUGACAAGAGCAAAUUAGAAGCUGGUUCUUCUAAUGUAUCAAGUUCUGACAAAGAGUUGAAGAGUUUGCAGACUACAUGUAUUAUGAAAUCCCAAGAAAAAGAAAUUCUGAAAAUUUGGAAAAACAUAUGUGUGUUUUGUGCUGAGCAAAAUAUUUGUUUUGUUGAUGAUUCCUUUCUACCAUGUCCGAAAUCCAUAUCCUGGUUACCCCAGUAUCCUCAUAUAGUUGAAUAUGUACAAUGGCUGCGACCAUCUUCAAUAUCUUCACGAAGUUGGACUGUCUAUGAAAAUCCAAGACCUGAUGAUAUUGUCCAAGGAAAAGUUGGUGACUGCUGGUUGAUGUCAGCUUUGGCAGUUAUUGCUGAACGCAGAGAAUUAAUUGAAAAUCUGAUUCCUAGUAAAUAUAGUAAAUAUGGUGUAUAUCAUGUUCGUCUCUAUCGUGAUGGUCAGUGGAAGAUGGUUAUAGUUGACGAUUUACUUCCUUGUGACAGAAAUGGGAAACUUGUCUUUUCUAAGGCUGAUCGAAAUCAGCUGUGGGUGCCAUUGAUUGAAAAAGCCAUGGCUAAAUUAUGUGGUUGUUAUGAAGCUUUGGCAGGUGGCACCUGCCAUGAAGCCUUACAGUCUCUCACUGGAGCUCCUUGUCUAAAGAUCGACUUAGAAUCUGAAGACGAAGAUGAAGCAUGGGCCUACUUGCUGAGUUCUUGGGAGUCCAGAUUUUUGAUUGCCUGUGCUUGUGGUGAUAAAGUAAAUUCAAAUGAUACAGAUUUGGACUACGAAAGUUUAGGACUAGCCAAAAAUCAUGCUUACUCAGUGUUGGAUGUUCAGGAGGUAGAAGGAAACAGACUUCUCCAAAUUCGCAACCCUUGGAAAUGCUUCAGCUGGAAUGGCAAAUGGUCCAAUGAUUCUCCACUUUGGGACACUAUUAAUCCAGCAACUAAAUGUAAUCUACUUACAAGGUGUGGUGAUGGAAAGUUCUGGAUGUGUUUCAAAGAUGUCCGAAGAAACUUCAAUAAUAUGGAAGUGUGCAAAGUCUGUCCAGAUUGGCAUGAAAUGGGAAUCCAAGGGAGAUUUUUAUCUCAUGCAAACAUGCCAUUAAAAGUGCACAUUUUGACUGUUCAUAAAACUGCUGAAUUUGAUUUUUCCAUCUACCAAAAUGACAGGAGAAGCUGUUUUAAAGAUGGAAAACCUUGGUUACCUGUUGAUAUUUUGCUGCUUGUAUUUAAAUACAACCAAAAUGGUAAAUGUAUUUUGGGUGACUUAGUAGUGUGGCGGCGAAAGAUACAAUCUCAAAUGAACUUGACUAAUGUAUUAGAAGUUGGAAGGUAUGCUGUUAUCUGCUUGGGUUUUAAUCAUUGGGAAGUAGGUAAUUCUACAAAUCCAAAUCUGAAUUCUGAUCCUAUUCCAUACAGACUUGUACUCCACUGCAUUAAAGCCUUUAUUCUGAGAGAGAUGAAGUUGACAUCAAGUUACGAUGAUUACUUUCUUCUGGCUGACACCAUCAUAAAACUUGUGCUUACUUUAGGCAAAAAGCAAACGAUUGCCAAAGAUGUUCAGAUAUAUUGUUUCUCAAAAGUAGGGACAAUAAUUAUGGCUGAAAACAAUUCCAGUUAUACUCCAGUAACAGUAUAUAUUAAUGGAAAUGAUAAGUCCAGAAACAUUGUAUCGAGCAGAGGGUCAUUUACUUCAGCAGAUACUGUACCUCCAUUGCAUCGACAAGUUAUAAUGAUUUUCACACAGAGAGAAAACGCCUACUACCGUAUAAGUUACAAUACUAAAGUUGAUUUUAAGGCUAACUGUGUUAAUUAUCCUCCAUUGGACCUACAAGUUAAAGCUCUGCACUCGCCACGCCCCAUAUAAAAAUAAAAAAAUAAUGGCGGCAACAAGACUUCAGCUGUUGACAUUUCACAGCAUCUGACAAUCUGCAAAUUAGGAAUUUAAUUCAGAGCAGUGCUUAAGCUGGAACUUUUCCACCAGGUUGCUGUGGUUAUAUUUCAUUGUAUGCAUUGUUAAUAUAUCCACCUUGAAAACAAAACUGUAAUUUACAAAGGAGUGUUUUAAUAUGCAGCCUAUAUGAUGAAACAUUUCCUAUUGAGUGCAGUAAGAUGUUCCUCAUAUGAAAUAUAUUCAAUAAUCUGAAAAAAGAAAGACACAAUGGUUUUCUCUUGUGCUACAUACAAAAGGAUAUGCAUGUGAAUGAAUGAUUGUUAUAUUGGGAUAUGGGUAUGUGAUUUUAGAGAAAUAUUCUGACCUAUGUGUUUUUUUUUGUUGUUGAAGAAUUAACUUUUAACUUGAAGACACUUUUGUCAAUUUUUUUGAGGAAAAGGUCAGGAUCAGUGAUAAUAGAAAAAUAUUUUUUUAUCUUUUUUUUAUGAAUGUCUUUUACAUUGAUCCUACUGUAGUAGCUAAAUUAGUUUUGAAAUACUGGCAGGAUAUUUAAAAAUAUAACCAUAAGAAAACAAAGAGGUUUAAUUCAAUAUUGGGUCCUAAAUAUUUCUUCAGAACUAUGAAGGAUUCUGUAUUUGAGCCCCUCACCCCCUACCCCAAGAAAAAAUUUAUUUUCAUUAAUAGAUAAUAAUAUUCUCAAACAGUUCAGGGAUUUUUUGUGAAAGAUGUGCAAGAUAUUAGGCUAAAUUAUUAAAGUGAAGUCUUGAAUAGAUGUUUGGAUCAACUUUUAAGUAAUUAUUGUGAUGAGACUAAUAAUGCCUGGUUACAGUGUAAAUAAAGCCUAUUGCAAGUAUAUUUAUUAAGGUCUGUGAUAAUAAUAAACUAGUUUGUAAAUGUUACCAAAAUUCUUAACUGAUAUGUUAGUUGUGAUAUUAAGAUAUUAACCCAGUGAAUAAAAGCAAUAUUUAUGUUAAUGUUUUCUUAUUAAAAAUGUACUUAAAUGUUAUAAGAUCCUAAUAGAUCUAUAUUUGUUGCCUAAAAUUAUGAUGAGACAAAUUGUCAUUGGGAGACUUCCAAUGCUGGUGUUUGCAUAUAUUUUCACUAGCAUGUAAUUUAAUAUACAUGCAACUCUCUACAGGGAGAAUGAAUUCAGAUAGAAAAUAAAUAAAACAUUCUUCUCUUUGUUAAAAUUGCCUUUCUUCCUAAUAUUUAAUUGAAAAUAAUUUAUUGGAAACAUAAAAAUUGGUUCCCCAAAAAUGACCAAAGCUGAAAGCAUAUAUAUGAUUGAAAGUAUCUGGAAUCUAAGUAAUUAAAAACUUUAUAAGAGUAUUUAAUUCAUUGCCUUUUAAAUCAUUCCCUUUCCUUGUCACUGAAGAAAAUUAGUUUAUCUAUUUACCACUGCCAAAGUUACUAUAAAAACAAAAAUUUACAUUUUUUUAAAGACAAAUCUUUGUUUUUGUUAACAUUUUUUUCUCUCUUUUGAUAUAAUCUUUUGAUUGUUAAUUUCAAUUAAGAAAUUUCUUUUUACUGUGUUUUUAAAAUCAUAGCAUAAUUUAUAUUCUUUCAUGAAAGAAUUUUUUUUAAUUCACAAGUGUUAUUGUUAUUAAUGUUCAUAAUUAUGAAUCUCUAAACUCUAAAAUUCAACAGUAACAUUUAAAAAUGUUUUUUAAUAUAUUUUCUUUUUUUGUUAUGCAAUAAAACUUGCACCUCAUCCCAGUUUUAACUGAGACAAAAAAUAGACUCUUUGUCUCUUUUAUGAAAUUAUAUUUUCUUUGUAGUUUAAGCAAUUAUCUCAAAUGAAUUCUUUUGAGCUAGAGAUUUCAAUGUUUAUAAUUAUCAAGCUGUGAAUUUUCAAAAUUAACUUAGAGAAAAAGAUCAUUAUAAUUACUUUUAUCCCUUAAAUUUCAGUUUCAAAUAAAUGAAUCCAAAGUUUAUAUUUUAUAUUAAGAAACAAAUUCACAGAAAAGGUCAUGAGAAAUAAAUCUAAAUAGCUCCUUAAAUUUUUUCCUUUUUUUAUCUCUUUUUCCCUUAAUCUCAGCUAAAGCAGACAAACAUUACUGCUCAUAUGAAACAUAUAUCUAUUAAAUAUCUAGAAGUAUCUAAGACACAUAACAUUGUGUCUGGAAACGUCUCUAUUUGAGGUAAUUUGUCAUAUUAAUAAAGAGAUGAAAAAAA